Messenger RNA from Abrus precatorius (Indian licorice), 1575 nucleotides. RefSeq names its product cytochrome P450 703A2. Gene Ontology annotation, molecular function: heme binding; monooxygenase activity; oxidoreductase activity, acting on paired donors, with incorporation or reduction of molecular oxygen. The coding region runs from base 1 to 1575 and encodes 524 amino acids. The transcript has 2 exons. Lineage: Eukaryota; Viridiplantae; Streptophyta; Magnoliopsida; Fabales; Fabaceae. The record is from RefSeq and is a predicted model, not a curated record.
AUGGUUUUGGCAACAUUUAUUUCAACCUUAUUCUUUGCAGCACUAGCUUCUAAAAUCAUUCAACAUUGGCUCAAAGGAAGGUUUCUUUCUUCGCACAAGAACAAGGAGCUUCCUCCUGGCCCGCCAAGGUGGCCAAUUGUUGGUAACCUCCUUCAAUUAGGGCAGCUUCCACAUAGAGACUUGGCAUCUUUAUGUGACAAAUAUGGACCCUUAGUUUAUCUAAAAUUGGGCAACAUAGAUGCCAUCACUACUAAUGAUCCUGAUAUCAUACGUGAAAUACUUCUGUGCCAAGAUGAUGUUUUUGCCUCUCGCCCACAUACUCUUGCCGCUGUUCAUUUAGCAUAUGGAUGUGGUGAUGUUGCCUUAGCCCCUCUAGGCCCUCAUUGGAAGCGUAUGAGAAGAAUUUGCAUGGAACACUUGUUAACAACAAAGAGGCUUGAAUCCUUUUCAAAACAUCGUGAAGAUGAAGCCCAACACCUUGUCAAGGAUGUAUUGGGUUGGGCCCAAGCAGAAAAGCCCAUUAACUUAAGGGAGGUUUUGGGUGCUUUCUCAAUGAACAAUGUGACUAGAAUGUUGUUGGGAAAACAAUAUUUUGGGUCUGAAUCUGCCGGCCCACAAGAGGCUGUGGAGUUCAUGCACAUAACCCAUGAGUUGUUUUGGUUGUUGGGUGUGAUAUAUUUAGGUGACUACUUACCAAUGUGGAGGUGGGUGGAUCCCUAUGGGUGUGAAAAGAAAAUGAGGGAAGUGGAAAAACGAGUGGAUGAUUUUCAUUCCAAAAUAAUUGAAGAGCAUAGAAAGGCUAGGAAAGAUAGGAAGGGGAUAAGAGAGGAAAGCGAUGGAGAUAUGGACUUUGUGGACAUUUUACUAUCUUUGCCAGGUGAAGAUGGAAAAGACCAUAUGGAUGAUGUAGAAAUCAAAGCUUUGAUUCAGGACAUGAUAGCUGCCGCAACAGACACUUCAGCCGUUACCAACGAAUGGGCAAUGGCAGAGGUAAUCAAACAUCCACAUGUUCUCCAGAAAAUCCAACAAGAACUUGACAGCGUAGUUGGUCCAAAUAGAAUGGUGGUAGAAUCUGAUCUGCCCCAUCUAAAUUACUUACGAUGUGUUGUACGUGAAACAUUUCGCAUGCACCCAGCAGGACCAUUCCUUAUUCCACACGAAUCACUUCGUGCGACUACCAUAAAUGGGUACCAUAUACCUGCGAAGACACGUGUCUUCAUUAACACUCAUGGUUUGGGUCGCAACACCAAGAUUUGGGACAACGUGGAGGAGUUUAGACCUGAGAGGCAUUGGACAACUAAUGGAAGUAGGGUUGAGAUUAGUCAUGGGGUUGACUUCAAGAUUCUACCUUUUAGUGCUGGAAAGCGUAAGUGUCCUGGUGCUCCCCUUGGAGUGACUUUGGUUUUGAUGGCUUUGGCCAGACUCUUUCAUUGCUUUGAUUGGACUCCACCAAGGGGUUUGAAUCCUCAAGAUAUAGACACGAGAGAAGUUUAUGGAAUGACUAUGCCCAGGGCUCAGCCCUUGAUUGCUAUUGCUAGACCACGAUUGCCAAAGCAUGUGUACAAUGGACUUUAA